This is a messenger RNA of Miscanthus lutarioriparius, 1077 nucleotides long. The record is from the annotation of a GenBank genome assembly. NCBI's taxonomy places the organism in Eukaryota, Viridiplantae, Streptophyta, Magnoliopsida, Poales, Poaceae.
AUGGCCAGGUCCAGCAGUAGAGUCGCAGUGGCCGCCGUCCUUGCGGCAAUAGCCAUUUGCGCCGCCGUCUCGUCGGCCACCGUGACCGUGAACGAGCCCAUCGUCAACGGCCUCUCCUGGAGCUUCUACGACGCGUCCUGCCCCUCCGUGGAGGGCAUCGUGCGCUGGCACGUCGCCGACGCCCUCCGCCGCGACAUCGGCAUCGCCGCGGGACUCAUCCGCAUCUUCUUCCACGACUGCUUCCCGCAGGGCUGCGACGCGUCCGUGCUCCUGUCGGGUCCCAACAGCGAGCAGAUCGAGAUACCCAACCAGACGCUGCGUCCCGCGGCGCUGAAGCUCAUCGACGACAUCCGCGCCGCCGUCCACGCCGCCUGCGGGCCCACGGUAUCCUGCGCCGACAUCACCACGCUAGCUACCCGGGACGCCGUCGUCGCGUCCGGCGGCCCCUUCUUCGACGUUCCUCUCGGGCGGCGCGACGGCCUGGCGCCGGCUUCGAGCGACCUGGUGGGCACCCUGCCGGCGCCCUUCUUCGACGUGCCGACGCUGAUCGAGGCGUUCAAGAACCGCAGCCUGGACAAGGCGGACCUGGUGGCGCUGUCCGGCGCGCACACCGUGGGCCGCGGCCACUGCGCCUCCUUCAGCGACCGGCUGCCGCCCAACGCGGACGACGGCACCAUGGACCCGGCGUUCCGGCAGAAGCUGGCGGCCAAGUGCGCCAGCGACCCCAGCGGGAACGUGGUGAGCCAGGUGCUGGACGUGCGCACGCCCAACGCCUUCGACAACAAGUACUACUUCGACCUGAUCGCGAGGCAGGGGCUGUUCAAGUCGGACCAGGGCCUCAUCAACCACCCGGACACCAUGCGCACCGCCACCCGCUUCGCGCUCAACCAGGCCGCCUUCUUCGACCAGUUCGCCAGGUCCUUCGUCAAGAUGAGCCAGAUGGACGUGCUCACCGGCACCGCCGGAGAGAUCCGCCUCAACUGCUCCGUGCGCAACACCGCCAGCGUCGAUAUCUCAUCAUCAGCCCAGCUCGACACCGCCGCCGGCGACGACGAGGGGCUCGCGGCCGACGCGUGA